AUGCAAGAACGCCAUUGAAAAUACACCUAAGUAACUUGUGAAUUCAUACGUUUGCUUUUGCAACAAAUUCACUAAACAAUUUGACAACUUAUCACUGAACAUCGCAUCAAGUUAAAGCGGAACUGCAAAAUGGCGCGUGCCCGGUCUCCCACCGCCGAGGGCGAAAAGGAAAAUAAAGAGAAGGAUAUUAAAGAGAAGGAUGCUAAAGCCGCAGCUACAUCGAACUCGUCGCGCAGAGAGAGGGAACGCAAGCGACGUGGCUCCGCCUCCUCAAGCAGCGACUCCAGCAGAAGCUCAUCGGGCAGCACCUCGUCGCGGAGUAGCUCUGGGUCAGAUUCACGCUCAAGCUCGAGCAGCUCCAGCGACUCAUCCAGCUCGUCGAGCUCAUCGACCAGCGAUUCCGAUCGCAGCGGGAAGAAUCGUCGUCGUGCCGCGAUCGCCGCCAGCAAGGAUGCAUCCCGUUCGCCAAGACGUACCACCAAAUCCCCGAGGGCCAAUAGCAAGGUGCGCAAGGAAACGGAACGCGAGCGCACGGAUCGUGAUCGGGAUCGGGAUCGUGUGCAGCGCAGUCGCAGCCGUUCCCGGGAUCGUGCACGUCGCAGUUCCAAUGAUCGUGGAGGCGUCGCCAGUGGCGCAACUGCUGCUGGUGCUGGUGGCGAGGCGAAUAACGUAAAUAAACGUGAACGUUCCCGUUCCGGCAGUCGCUCGCGUUCACCACGUCGUCGUGGUGGUGGCGGUGCUGGGCGCGGCACUAUCGAACGCACUCCGCCCCCCAAGCGUAGGGAGCGCUCGCGCACCCGCAGUCGAAGCCGUUCGCGCUCACCCACCCCAAAGCCGGUGCGCAUCCAUGUGGGUCGUCUCACACGCAACGUGACCAAGGAUCAUGUCCUGGAGAUCUUCAGCAGCUUUGGCACCGUCAAGAAUGUGGAAUUUCCCACAGAUCGUUAUCAUCCGAAUUUUGGACGCGGCAUGGCCUAUGUAGAGUACGCCACCGCCGAGGAUUGUGAGUCCGCCAUGAAGCACAUGGAUGGCGGGCAGAUCGAUGGUCAGGAGAUCACAGUAUCGCCCGUCAUUGUGCCAAAGCAGCGACCGCCAAUACGUCGACCAUCGCCCCAGAUGCGCCGUCCCCAAGGCAACCGAUGGCGUUCCCCGCCCCAAUUCAAUCGAUUCAAUAAUCGAGGCGGCGGCGGUCGACGCAGUUCACCAAUGCGUGGUCGACGCAACUCUCCCCGGCGUCGCUCACGUUCCCCGAUUCGUCGCCGUCGUCGCAGCAAUAGCUCGGAUAGCUCCCGUUGAUGAAGUUCAUAUUUAUAUAUAUAGUAAACAACUACUCCUAUUGGUAAAUGACAUCAGCGAGAAACCACAACUAAUAAUGCACUUCAUUUCAAACUUAUGUAAAAUCGGAAAAAACAAAAAUAUUUUAAAAUUAGACACGAAAUAUAUUAAAAUACAAACACAAAACCUUUG
Drosophila grimshawi is the source of this 1467-nucleotide messenger RNA. RefSeq names its product RNA-binding protein with serine-rich domain 1-A (gene RnpS1). Gene Ontology annotation, molecular function: RNA binding. Gene Ontology annotation, cellular component: cytoplasm; nucleoplasm; ASAP complex. Lineage: Eukaryota; Metazoa; Arthropoda; Insecta; Diptera; Drosophilidae. The transcript has 3 exons. The coding region runs from base 130 to 1296 and encodes 388 amino acids. The record is from RefSeq and is a predicted model, not a curated record. Gene Ontology annotation, biological process: mRNA splicing, via spliceosome.